AACAAGUACGUAUAGAAUCUGCAUGGUCUCAUUAACUGCUACUCUAAGUCUGGAAUCUUAUCUGAAUAAAAAUAGUAAUGUUAAAAAGCUUUUUCAGCAUUGCAAGCUCUGGCUUCUGUGGAAGCUGCAAGAACUGAGAUCCUUUUGAAAAUCUUGCCAAAGUUUCAGGGGAGGAAAGCAAAGAUAUCAAAUUAUCACUAUGCUUUUAUCUUUCGAGGCAGGACUAUGGGGCACUGGGGAAGUGGCUUCAUGGCCAAACAGAUCCUCUUUCCUUUCAGACCCCUCACACCCUGUUCCUGCCUAAUCCUCUUCUGACAGGAAAAAUACCAUAAUAUACAAGUACCCUGAAAACUGUAAGAGUGAGUGUAAAUCUACAGCAUUAAAGAAAACGCUUGCUGGUAGAACUGAGACACAUGAUCAUCUGUAAUAAUGAUGACUGCACAAGUUUUAUGACAAAAUUCUCUUACCUUUAGAUUCAGAUGGGUGAAAGAUGCAGGAUGUCUGUUUUGGAAAGCUGAGGAGUGGGAGGGAAUGCUCUGUGAGUGCUUAAUGGGUUAGAGAAGGGAGCGCUCUUCAGGUAUACGUCCUUUUUAUGGGAUGGCUUUAUUCCUCAGUACCGCCUGUGUCACUGCACCCUUAUUGCUGCUCAGAAGGCACAGCCCUAGCCUGGGAGCCUGCUUGAGCUGCCUGUGAACCACAAACAAGUGAAAAACCACUGGCUGCUCAUCCUUGUCACUGUUAUACCCAGCAUGAAUACAAAACGAAGCAAAAACCAUAUGAAGGGGAACUGGUGGGAAACACUUUCUUUGGUUGCUUAGACUGAUAUUGCAUAUAAGCUCUUGGGCAAGGGUUUAUUGCAGCUAAUAUUUAUGCAGGAUUUUUUAAGAGGUCUUUACUUUGGUGCACUGCUACCUCAUCACUGAAGAGAAAAAAACAUGAGCUGCUGCUGCUCAGGGCUUUGGAAAAUGCCUAAUAGUUUUCUGCCCAGUAACGUGCUUUGGAAAAUGUGCCCGAAGUAACCUUACGUGUGUGUGUUUGGGAGAGGAAGGGUGUUCAGAGUUGUAAGGCACAUUCAACAACCAUCUUCUGCAAGCUAGGCUAUUUUAGAAACGUAGCAAUUGAGUUUUCUGAAACUUUAGAAAAUACUGGACUGUGUUCUUCUUGUGUGUGUCAGCUUGAACGUUUGAAUCAAACUAAGAAUCUUGAAGAAGUAGGUCUUUAUGGAUUUGAAAAGAUGGACAUCAGAGUAAGCAUAUCCUGCUUUUUAAAGAAAUUGACAUUUGUGUCUUUAGGUUGUGUGUUCGCUCUGAUGAUGGGAAUUAAUUCCAAGCCAGGCUGAUGACCAGCUGACCUGAGCCAACUUUUGUUGAGGUUUCCAAAGCAUUGCACAAGAGGUUUGAAAGGAAAAAGUUCGGGGGCAUGUGACAGUUAAUCUCUUUAGCAGUAAGAAUGAAGUUUAAGCAUACUGUUGGAAAUGUACUCAGUUCUGUGCUGCUCUUUGUUUUAAUUAACAAUCUCCUGCAUAGAUUGGGAGUGUAAACUUCUUUGCACUUUAGUCCAAUUAAAUCAUGCUUGGAGGCUGUCAGUGGUGGGGGGAACUCCCCCUACCCCCUUUUUUUAAUUGUUCAGUGAGGCUGUUGAAUAAUGAAAGAAUUUGCCUGACAGGGUUUUGUAGCAUUUCGUCGUCUUGACGAAUUAUUGCAGAGGGUAGACGACAGUCUCUUUUGUCCAAAAUGCAUUGGAACGAUUCAUCCAAUUCCUCAGAAAGUGACAAUGAAGCUCAUUCAGCCUUUACACAGACUGAGCACAACAUAGUUGCAGCUUACUUAAUAACAGCAGGAGUGAUAAGCAUUUUCAGUAACAUUGUUGUGUUAGGCAUCUUUGUUAAGUACAAAGAGCUUCGAACAGCAACCAACGCAAUUAUUAUCAACUUGGCCUUUACCGACAUUGGUGUUAGUGGCAUUGGUUACCCCAUGUCUGCUGCCUCAGACCUCCAUGGAAGCUGGAAAUUUGGAUAUACUGGAUGCCAGAUCUAUGCUGCCUUAAAUAUCUUCUUUGGGAUGGCGAGUAUUGGUUUGCUCACUGUUGUUGCAGUUGACCGUUACCUGACAAUCUGCAGGCCUGAUAUAGGAAGAAGAAUGACUACCUGUAGCUAUGCCACCCUGAUCCUUGCUGCUUGGAUAAAUGCAGUCUUUUGGGCUUCCAUGCCUACUGUAGGCUGGGCUAGCUACGCUCCGGAUCCGACUGGAGCAACGUGCACAGUAAAUUGGAGGAAGAAUGAUGCGUCCUUUGUUUCCUACACAAUGAGUGUAAUUGCUGUUAAUUUUGUUGUACCCUUAACAGUCAUGUUUUACUGUUAUUACAAUGUCUCCCGGACAAUGAAACAAUAUGCCAGCAGUAACUGCCUGGAGAGCAUCAAUGUAGAUUGGUCUGACCAAGUAGAUGUGACAAAGAUGUCUGUUGUGAUGAUUGUAAUGUUCUUGGUGGCAUGGUCUCCAUAUUCUAUUGUGUGUUUAUGGUCUUCCUUUGGAGACCCAAAGAAAAUUUCCCCUGCAAUGGCCAUCAUAGCUCCUCUAUUCGCAAAAUCUUCCACGUUCUAUAAUCCCUGCAUUUAUGUCAUUGCAAACAAAAAGUUUCGGAGGGCAAUCCUGGCAAUGGUGCGAUGUCAGACAAGACAAGAGAUAACUAUAAACAAUGCCUUGCCCAUGAGUGUAUCUCAAAGUACACUGACAUCGUAGAACUCAUGUCAUUUGC
Molecule: messenger RNA, 2754 nt
Organism: Egretta garzetta (little egret)
Lineage: Eukaryota; Metazoa; Chordata; Aves; Pelecaniformes; Ardeidae
Gene: RRH
Product: retinal pigment epithelium-derived rhodopsin homolog
Exons: 7
Coding region: 1734-2738 (334 amino acids)
Biological process (GO): G protein-coupled receptor signaling pathway; visual perception
Cellular component (GO): photoreceptor outer segment; membrane
Molecular function (GO): G protein-coupled receptor activity
Source: RefSeq, a predicted model, not a curated record